AUGCCGAAAUAUUGUGUUGAAUUUGUAGCUGAUGUAUGCACUGUACCAUCUCGUGAUACUUCUGACUGUUCAGAUUGUAAAACUGAACAUAUCAGUUUAGAGAAUAACAGCUAUACACUACCUAUUAAAUCUGAUUCUAUUUUAACCUAUCAUAUAUCAACAGGUUCAAAUAUCCCAAAACAAAAGUCAAACAGUUCUAAUCUUGAAUAUUUGACAAAGGACUUAAACAAAUUAUACAGUGAAGAGGAUAAUAUAACACCCGGUGCUACAAAAGUUAAAAUAUCAAAUAGUAAAUGCAAUACAAAUUCACAUGAAUUAUCCAUGGGAAAUACAGUUUGUUGUAUGCCGGAUAAUUUAAAGUCUACAUGUGAAUAUCACUGUCAAAAACCAAACUUUGAUAGACACCUGACAAGAAGUCAAAAUUAUGCUUCAAAUUGUCGAAAAUUUGUUAUUUCACGUGCUGUACAGUAUGAAGAACAAUCAGAAAAGCUACAGACUAGAAAAGAAAUGACAAUGUCAAAUAAUCAUAGUUAUCAAGAGAUAUUAUGUAAUCACCAACACCAACAUCAUUAUCAGUACAAUGGGAGUAGUAUUCAUGAAAAGUAUGAUCCCAAUAAGAAUUUGAAAUCAGAUAUACCCGUUAAAAUAGCUGACAAGGCAUCACAAUGUCAAUGGGAUAGAAAGCAAACCAAAAUUUCCACAAGUCAUUAUUUGUCUAAAACUGGAAUACAUGACGAUGAGGCAUUUUUACCCUGUGUAGAUAUUUUAACAAAUCAUUCGAAUAACUUGUUAAAUUCAGUAUCAGAAUGGUCUGUUGAUGUUAGUUCAUUGUCUGGACAACGGUGUUCCAGUGUUACACCGCCUAUAAGAAUGAUUGAAUCAAAUAGUAAAUUUGAAGGGAUACCACAUGGUGAUUGUUACAGAAAGGCUGAAUACACAUCGAAAGAUGAGAAUCAUGAAAUGGUAAAGGAUUCUACAGAUUGUAAUGAUAAUUGUGAUACUGGUAGUCUUUCGGCGACAUUCCCAUCGAAAUCUAUAAAUCCGCUUACUUAUGAAGGAGAAUGUGAGGAUAAAAUGAAAUGUCAGUCGAGUGUAUUCGACAAUUCCAAUUAUUAUAAUCAUAAUAAUAGUAGUGGUAGUAAUAGUAGUUACACUAAAGAUAAUGGCCAGUGCAAACGUUCAAAAUCCUCCACUGGUGAUUUGAGGCAGUCUGGAGAACAAAGACAAGAAAAUAAAAACAGAAUUCCUUGCCCCAAUUAUUAUGUUCCAUUGACAGAUGUUUCAGCUUUUGGUGACUCUCUACAUCCACUCACAUCAUCUACGAUAAAGCAAAAUCAAAAAUGUUUAAUUUCCACAGGCUCACAAAAGCCGAACCAUCACAUUCACAACAGUAAACAUCAGUGUCAUCCAUCAGAAAGUUAUUACAUACCAGGACCACAGGUGGAGAUUAGUUCACAUAUUGAUUUAUCUGGUGGUUCUUUUACAAAUGCUUCAUCUGUCAGUUCAUUAGAACAAAUUAAUUUAAAUAAUGAACAUGAAAUUAUAAAAUCUACUUUACAAAAUUGUCCAACAACAACACCUAGUCAUAUCCAACAAGGUUUGAAUACUAAUCAAGUUAGCAUAGAUUCUUUACCUAAAGAACAACCUCAUUUAAAUGCCGAAAAAAGCGAAGAAGGUUCUUUAAAUCAGCCAAAACAUGAAGAGUUCGAUAAAUCUCUGACACCAGGCUUAAAUUCUCAGAAGACGAGCAAUGGAUCGUCUACUAAUAAAAUUACUCCUAAAAUUUGUGAAAAACCUGUAAACUUGAAAUCAAAUGUUCAUGAACACGUGGGAAAACAGUAUACUCCAAAAAGUAAUCUACCAAAUAGCUUUAAAAACACAUUAUUAAAUUCAACUUAUGUUAAUUCUACAACUCAUCAGUCUAAUGAUAUUUCGAAUAAACCGAAAGAUUCGAAAUCAUCACCCGAUACAAAGAACACACAGAUUUUUGUACCAAGUAGCCGGCCACUGAAAGAAUCUAGGAUACCAAUCCCGAAGACUAUUCUGCCUUCACCAAUAUAUCGACCGCCAUCUAUUCAAAAAAUUGAACUCAAUACUCAUCAAUUAAAGGCAAAUCAGUCAAUUAAAACUACAGAUCUACGAGCUGAUACUAUGGAUCAAUCAGGAAUACUACAAAGGAACUACGAUGCCGCUGAGACUUUACCCUUUGACAUCAAAACAGAUCCACAUCUUGCGGAGGUUAACUCAUCUAGUCAAACUAAUUCUAAUAUGGAUAAUUCAGUUGAAGCGAAUACUAUAAAGAUAGAUGACAAUGAAAAACCAGAAAAUGUCAAAAGUAGUUUACAAAAAAGGCAGAGUAGAUCACUUGAAAAAGUAAUCUACCCAAGAGAUAACUCCACCAUACAGUCAACAAAAUCACAUCACUCUAGAAUAAGACGUAAGCGUCAGUCUUAUUCCCUACAACCUAGAUAUUUUCGUGGAACUUAUUAUAAGUCAAACAGUAAUAAUAAUGAUGAUGAUGAUGACGAUAACGGUAACUUUAAGAAUCGCACUCGGACUGCUCAUAGUCGUCCUAGGUCAAAAUUCCUUGCAACUAAGAGUUUAACUCCUCCAACAUCACAAGCAUGGGAUAAAAAUCCUAUUGCACAGAAUGUACACACUAAAUCACUAAUGAUACAGUCAGGUUUUGACUACAGUGAUUUAAAACCCCCAGAAUUACUACUGCAGGUAAAUUCAAUAUCUACGAUAAAUUAUUCAGAUACAUCGAAUGAUUUAAAAGUACAACUCAUUAACCAGAGUAAUCGGUCUACCAUGUCUUCACCACCAACUAAUCUACCUGUUCUACACAGAAGAUUAUCAAAUGAAAGUAUAUCUUCUGCACCGUUACAAAAGCCGAUAUCAAGACCUUUAACUGCCUCAAGAGAACCAAUAGCCGCCAAUCUGUCGCCUUUCACAUCAAUUAAUAAUCCUUCACAGGCUUUAACACCGCCAACACCAAUACCAUCAUCACGUAUAAAAUUAAUUCGUCGUAAAUUUUUUAUCCCUGAAAGUGCUAAUAUUGAAGAGAUUCUCGCCGAUCCUGAUGAUCGACGUAUUAAAGCCAUUUGUGAACGAUAUAAAUGUGAUCUGGAGAUUUAUUCUAAACUGCCAUGGUGUGGUUUUUUACAAUAUGUUAUUAUAAUGUCUGCACGGGAUAUUUAUACCCUACGACGUUGUGCACGUACCUUAGACUCUAGACUUAAUUGGUGUCUGUCAGCACAAUUAAAAUAA
Molecule: messenger RNA, 3270 nt
Organism: Trichobilharzia regenti
Lineage: Eukaryota; Metazoa; Platyhelminthes; Trematoda; Strigeidida; Schistosomatidae
Source: the annotation of a GenBank genome assembly